Parnassius apollo (apollo) is the source of this 801-nucleotide messenger RNA. The record is from the annotation of a GenBank genome assembly. NCBI's taxonomy places the organism in Eukaryota, Metazoa, Arthropoda, Insecta, Lepidoptera, Papilionidae.
AUGGUUAGAUCACUCACACUCCAGCUAAUCAACUUACAUCGUGAGUGUAGAAUUGGUAAAGUUCUAGCCGAAAGUCUAAACAAACUUUUGCGGAAGCAAGCACUGAUGUCAGAUAAUCAUUAUUCUAUUAAAGUGCGAGAUGAAAAGUGUUUUACAACAAUGCAGACUCAUAUUCCAUAUCAGUCAGACAUAGGAAAUGAAAGUAAAAACGAACCGCGAAGUUUCAUUUCGGCAUUAGAAGAAAAAAUAGAACUAAAAUUACAAGAAUAUAUUAUUUACGCUACUAAAUGGCUAGAAGGUCUUAAUGAUAAGUAUUUAGGCGAUACUGAAGUGGGCAGAUUAAUCCAUUAUUAUGAAAUUAAACCAAAACUCGACGACGUUUCAGGACAACAGAACCGUGGCAUUAAAAAGAUAUCAAUGGGCAUGUUGCCGCUCAUCUUCCACGUAGGAGCCACCUCGACGUGGAUGCUGAUAACCUCCCUCAUGGCAGCCAAGUCUGUAGCCAUUGGUAUUAUCCUCCUGGUGUUCAAGAUCGCUGUCAGCUCUGCUAAGGUGGCGGCAUUCUUCACGACAUUGAAGUCCAAGAACUCUGGCCAUCAUCACGACUGGUCUUGGACCCCUCAUCACGAGCACCACGGAUACGCGAGAAGUCAGUCCACCUUUGGUCCAGCGAGUCACGACUGGACGUCCUACAGCCCCGAGUGGCCAGGCGACACGUCGCACUACAAGACCAUUGAUAGCGACGAGUUCGAGCUUCACGCUGCCCAAGAUAAAAGCCAUUUGUCAAGCAGGACCACUUAA